Messenger RNA from Drosophila sulfurigaster albostrigata, 522 nucleotides. RefSeq names its product histone H4 (gene His4r). Gene Ontology annotation, cellular component: nucleosome. The record is from RefSeq and is a predicted model, not a curated record. Bases 43 to 354 code for a protein of 103 amino acids. Gene Ontology annotation, biological process: nucleosome assembly. Lineage: Eukaryota; Metazoa; Arthropoda; Insecta; Diptera; Drosophilidae. The transcript has 2 exons. Gene Ontology annotation, molecular function: structural constituent of chromatin; protein heterodimerization activity; DNA binding.
UCUUUGCUUUCUUUGUAGCGCAAACUUAAAAAAUUUAUCAAGAUGACUGGUCGCGGAAAGGGUGGCAAAGGAUUAGGAAAGGGAGGCGCCAAGCGUCAUCGUAAGGUUCUGCGUGAUAACAUCCAGGGUAUUACCAAGCCGGCUAUUCGCCGUCUGGCUCGUCGUGGUGGCGUCAAACGUAUCUCUGGUUUGAUUUAUGAAGAAACCCGUGGUGUGCUUAAGGUAUUUUUGGAAAACGUUAUUCGUGAUGCCGUUACUUACACUGAGCACGCCAAGCGUAAGACCGUCACUGCUAUGGACGUGGUCUACGCCUUGAAGCGUCAAGGACGUACUCUCUACGGUUUUGGAGGUUAAACUGUAUCGUCCAAGUUGAAAACGAAUAAAGUAAUUGUGACGCAUAUGAUUGGAAAUAAUCGGUAUAUUUACUAUUGUAACACAACAACGUAUUUAAUCCUCUCGAUCUACUUAAUCUUGAAUAUUUGAGAAACACUAAGCAGUAGCAAUUACAAAAUGUAUUGACAA